This is a messenger RNA of Rhineura floridana, 4131 nucleotides long. RefSeq lists its product as uncharacterized. Lineage: Eukaryota; Metazoa; Chordata; Lepidosauria; Squamata; Rhineuridae. The record is from RefSeq and is a predicted model, not a curated record. Gene Ontology annotation, cellular component: membrane. Bases 1568 to 2239 code for a protein of 223 amino acids. The transcript is spliced from 8 exons.
CUUCAGCUGUGGGAAAACAUGAGGUUCACCCUAGUUGCUAUGCUUUUUAUUGUAAAGCUAGCCCCUUCCUUUGCUCUGGGGCUCAACACCUUUUUACCCAAUACUUCUGCUACAUUUGGGAGACCACCUUUGGAGUGUUGUGUUCUUCUUGUAGAUGUUCUGAUGAUUUGUAUCAAAUGGAACUGAAUUAAUACUCUUAUCAACAGCCCUUCAUAGAAAUUCCAGAAGAACAAAAUCAGCUGUAGUGUAAUAUUUGUCCCAGCCAUUUCUUGUCACCUCUCUCUGCCUUGAGGAAUCCAGAUUAGUCACCUCUUCUGACCAACACCUACCCUUCUUAGCUCCAAUGGAACCAUCCCAGGAAUGGGGAACCUGUGACCCACCAUAUGUUGUUGUCCAGCUCUCAACAACCCCAGACACCAUGGCCAAAGUUCAGGGAUGAUGGAAGUUGUAGUCUAACAACAUCUGGAGGACUACCAGUUCUGCACUUUUUCUGGAUAUAAACACUCUUUUGUCAAGCUCAAGCAUUGCUUCAGGGCAGCCUACACUGAGGCCUCUUCUCACAGAGAUCUGAUAAGAAUCUUAAGGACCACCUGACUCCCCAUGUGUGAUCACUGAGCUCUUCUGAUGGGGCAUACUUAGUGGUUCCUUACAUUCCUGAGAUUCAGUUUGCCUCCACCAAGGGCUGAACCUUUAGUGUGGCAUGCCCUGCCCUGUGGAACUCUCUACCAAUAGAGGUUUGGCAGAGACCACCCCUUCUUUCUUUGAGGAGUCUCCUGAAAACUAAAAAUUUUAAACAGGUUUUUUUAAUAUGAAUUUUCUUUCCCAAGCAAUGCAGUACUUAUCAGUGCCUUUAUUAUUGUUUUUAACAAUGUUUGUAAUUCUGUCAUGUUUUUGUAUAUUGUAAUGCUACCUUGAUAUUCUAUUAUGAAAAGUGUGGCUUAUAAAUGUUUUAAUAAAUAAGAAUCCCAUAAUAGUAGAAAUUAUUGGAGUUAAGAGAAUAGUUUGGACUUAAAAAUACCAGCUUCAAAAACCAAGCAGAAGCCUGAAAAGCACACAAGGCACUAUAUAUGAUAUAUUAAUGUACAUCCAUCCCCUUAAAGUCUCUUUUCCAUGUGCAAAUUCUCAGAAUUUACUAUCCAGCUGCAUAAGCCCUGCUAACAGUACACAUGGAGGUUCUUCCAAGCAUCCUUUGAGGGAAAGUUUCAAGUGCUUUCUAACAGUCUAAUUAGUAUGAGGAGCCAAUCCUUAUGUUGGGUGGCACACAAUGGGUUAACACAUGAGGUAGGAAGGCAGCAAGGAAAGUUGCCACCUGCAGAGGGUUGGGCUGGCUGAGACAACAGAUGGGUGGGGCAAGGCUCCGGUCAGCCUGCAGUGAGAAAUGAAUGGAGCUCACAAGGCAGAGCCAGCCCUCAGGUGACUCAUCCCCACCCAGUGCACCUGCCAGCCUAGCCUAGAGGACUCUCAUAAAGAAAGUGAGGUAAACCUGGCUGAGGAAAAAUUACAAGGGCAGCCUUCUCUUCAACAACCUCUCUGCUUCCUCUCAAUUUGAACACACGUAUUAGCUGGAAUGGAUCGCUACAGAUAUUUCAUCUUCAACCAGAAGAGUAUGGUUCUGUUGGGGCUCUUCCAGAUAGCUUGUGCUACAAUUUGUAUCAUCAGUGGAUUAAUUGAUGGUGCUUUCAGAAGGGAAUCGGCACUGAGUAAAUCUAGGAUACCCAUUUGGGCAGGAAUGUUUAUGAGUAUUCCUGGAGUUAUGGCUUUGUUUUCUUCUCAGAAAAAGAAUCCAGUUUUGGUGAAUGCAAUGAUAAUAGCUUCUGUAUUUUCCUGUUUCACCACUCUCAUUGUAAUUGUCUAUGCCUCUAUAACAUUAGAGUAUGGUGAAAAAUAUGAAGGGUUCAAUGAUUUGCCCUCUAAUCAUCCAGCCUUCGCAUUUGUGCUUGAUAAACUUGUAGAAGGAGCCAACAUCACAAUACUGAUUGUAUCUAUUUUUAGUGCUUUUAUUGUGUUGAUUAUUGCUUAUGUGAGUUGUCGAAGUCUUCCAUGUUGCUCGUGCUAUGACAGUGUCACUGGACUUGAAUGGCUACAAUCUAAUGAAGACCAGCUACAAACUGCAGAAUUAGUUUGCAUUUCACCUGGUCAAGCGGAUAGAAUUUUUAACUCUCCAGAAAAACUUCCAGAUCUAAAAAUGGAAGCUGAUGAUGAAAUGACCAAACCACCUCCUUAUAUCAGGCUGACUUAAACAUAAAUUUCAGAAGGACACAUUUUUAAAGACUCUUUCUUAAGAAUGUUAUUGAGAAGUGUAUAAAAUUCUUAAAGAGAACUACCGACUCACCCUGAACAGAAGGUCCUCACAAUUUCAGGAUUGGUAACCUAUUACCUGUACAGUCAAUAACUUUCAUUCCAUUUCCAUAAUUUUUUAAUCCCAUGUUUAUUUGAACUAUGCUGUAUAACAGAUUUAUAAUAAUAAAUUAACAAUAAUUAUCCCUUGAGCCAGAAACAGAAAUAUGUACGUAGGCAUCUUUCAUAUCCAGAUUUGUUUGCUAUAUUGAGAAGACCAAUUCUGUGUGACAUUUGAUUUCAUUGCUAUCACAGAAAGCUGGAGGUGGACAGAGAAAAGCUGCGAAUAUCAGCCAAUGCAUUCUACCCCAUGAUGUUACCAGUUUCCCAGGUUACAAAUCAUGGACCAAGUUUCUGUAUGGAAUUAGUAUCUCAUUAAAAAGGCAUUUGCCUUUUUUAUCAUAUACCUCAUGAAGUCUAAACUAAAGAAAUCAACUUGAAUGUGUCUAGUCUUGACUAUUGGCCCCCUUCCACAGAUUUGUUUUUUAAAAGCUGAAUACAUACAUAACUUCAAUGAUAGUUGCCCAAGGCAAUCAACAAUCUCCUUUAGAUGACAGGAAACAGAAGCUUUAUUGCACUUUUAUUUUUAACUAGGAGUUGCCACCCCUGCUUGCUUUGUUUGCCCACCCUGCCACCUAGCCCCCUUGUCCAAACCACUCCUUCUCCUUAGAAUUCACCAAAAGCCUUUUACGAUCCUCUCCUCUCUUCCCCCAAUGCCAGAGGUGCAAUCCCCCCCAACCCCCACUGCCACCAUGCCUUGCCAAACUCCCCCUCCCUUUAGACCUGGCCAAUCCACCUCUCCUCACCUUUCAACAGGUAACUAAUCUACCUCCUCCCCCUCACCAUACAUAUCACCAUGGUGUCUCCUCAUAUCCCCUCGCCAAGCUGCCAUAGCCUCCUCCCUCUCUCCUCUCCAGGUCAUCAAGUUGCUUCCCCCCAUUUAGGAGAGCAGGAAGGUGGCCACAAGAUGAUCCACGUAGGAACAGGCAGGAGAGGCCAGGGCAGCUCAUCAACUGUCUUGCUCUCCUGCAACUCCCUCCUCCUCACCAUCUUCUGAAACACUGUUGGUGAGGUGGGUGGUGGUAGAGGCAGCAGAGGAGACUGGUCUCUGAGGAGCUGGCCAGGCCUGUCGUGACUGCCACUGGCCUGCCUCAUCCACUUGCCUCUCCCGCCAUGACCCCACAACAUUUAGAAAGCUGUUGUCAUGUGGCUACAGCAUGACAACAGCCUUAGAAAAAUAUUAUGUUGAUAAGCCAUAGCUGAUUCUCACAACAAUGUGUGUGAUGACUUGGGCCAGUCACAGGCUGGUUUGUACAAAUGUUUAUUUUAACAUCUGCAAUGAAUAUCCACUUGGAGAAGCAGAAGAAAAGAGUUGCUUUUGCAUUUACAGCUCAUGGUUUGUAUGUAGCAAGACAAACCAUGAGCUUGGCUUUGUACAACUGAGCCAAACCAUAGCUUAGCUCAGAGGAUUAGGGCAAAGAGCACAGCAGUUGUGAACUUACCUGUUUGUGCUAAUCCAACCCAUGGCAUUAUGCAUGAACCUUAGUGUUUGACAUCUCAAACUAUAGCUAUACAUUCAGCCAAUACAAAACUAGUUUUAAUGAACUUCACUGGCAUAAAGGUAUUGACAGUCUAGUGUGCUACCCACAUCCGGGGCAAAAAAUUGUCUAUCCUAUUUAAUAUAUAUAUAUUUAAAAGUACUUAUAACAAUUGUUAUGUCUUGAAUAUAGGAUGGAAAAAUGUGUCAGUGCCCACAAUGACAAGGGCAGCUUACUCAGUAGUUAUUAAUCAUAA